CCAACGAGCUAACGUUAGGCUAGUUAGAUGUAGCAAGCUAGCUUUAGAUUCUUGUCGCAUACGCAGCGGUUUAAUUAACAUUAUUCCACACGAUGUUUAAGAGAUACGUAUGAAACUCGUUGGUGUCACUUUAUUGUGCAACCACACUGCAGUUGUCGUCGACGUCUUCGGUUGAGUUGUUUUUCAUCGUUAGCUGUCCCGUGUUGGCCAGCUAGCUGCGUUAGCUUGGUUACAGUAACGUAUGGGUGUCAAAGUUAGCCGUGACUUCACCGGGUGUCUGGUUGCCUGAUCUCACAUUUCGGACACGUCAAGGUUCCUCAAAUCUUUCUCUUGGUUUUGGGGGCUGUGAUGUCGGAGCCCAAGACCCCCACUCCCACCCCUGCUGGCGACACAUACAAAGGAUGGGUGUUCAAGUGGACAAAUUACAUUAAGGGCUAUCAGCGGAGGUGGUUUGUCCUGAGCAAUGGGCUGUUGUCAUACUACAGGACCCAGGCAGAGAUGGGCCACACAUGUCGAGGCACAAUCAACUUGGCCACGGCGACCAUCACAGUGGAUGACGCCUGCAACUUUGUCAUCUCUAACGGCGGAGCACAGACGUAUCACCUGAAGGCCAGCUGUGAAGUGGAACGACAGCGCUGGAUCACUGCCCUGGAACUGGCCAAAGCCAAGGCGGCCCGCAUGCAGGCUGAGUCAGAUGACUCAGGGGAUGACUUUUCCUCAUCAUCCCCGCCAGUGGCACCUGGACAAGGUGGCGGCUCACAGAACUCAGAAGUUCAGUCUGCUCUCAGAACACUAGGCAGCAAAGUGGAGGAUCUCAGCACAUGCAACGACCUGAUUUCAAAGCACGGCUCUGCCCUCCAGAGGUCUUUAUCAGAACUUGAUAGUUUACGUCUGACUGGAGAGGCAGGGGAUAAGAUUCGCCAGGUGACAGAGAGAGCCACGCUGUUCCGCAUCACCUCUAACGCCAUGAUCAACGCAUGCAGAGACUUCCUCGCACUGGCUCAGGCUCACAGUAAGCGAUGGCAAAAGGCCCUUCAAGCAGAACGGGACCAACGGGUCAGACUGGAGGAGACCUUAGAGCAACUGGCCAAGCAGCACAACCACCUGGAGCGAGCGUUCAGAGGGGCUGCACAGGCUAACGCUACUGCAGACAAUAAAAGUGCCACUGGGCCGGGGAAAGGCGAAGCCAGUGAUGAAGACGACGACAAUGAGUUCUUUGAUGCCAUGGAAGAAGCUCCCGAGUUUAUCACUGUUCCCGCAGACCCCCACUUCCACAAGAGGUCAAGCAGUAAUAUAAGCGGUUUCAACAGUGAAAUGUGUCCUGAUGAUCAAUCGCUUAAUGAGGAGCCUUUGACCAUGAACCAGGAGUCUCCCUCUCAGGAGCUGGUACCCAUGAAAAAGAGGCGGACACGCAUUCCAGACAAACCAAACUACUCUCUCAACCUGUGGAGUAUCAUGAAGAACUGUAUUGGCAAAGAGCUGUCCAAGAUCCCAAUGCCUGUAAACUUCAACGAGCCCAUUUCCAUGCUGCAGCGGUUGUCAGAAGACCUCGAGUACCACGAGCUGCUCGAUAAGGCGUCCAAGUGCCAGAGUUCACUGGAGCAGAUGUGCUACGUGGCAGCCUUCUCCGUGUCCUCCUACUCCACCACCGUCUACCGCACGGGCAAGCCCUUCAACCCUCUGCUGGGAGAGACGUAUGAGCUGGACCGCCGGAGAGAGAGCGGCUACCGCUCCCUCUGUGAGCAGGUGAGUCACCACCCCCCUGCUGCGGCGCAUCAUGUGAUCUCCGAUCGCGGCUGGACCCUGAGGCAGGAAAUCACAGUUGCCAGCAAGUUCAGGGGCAAAUACCUCUCAAUUAUGCCUCUAGGCACAAUUCACGCAAUCUUUGAAAAGGGCAACAAUCACUACACAUGGAAGAAAGUUACCACCACAGUGCACAACAUCAUUGUAGGAAAGCUGUGGAUCGAUCAGUCAGGAGAGAUAGACGUGGUGAACCACACCACCGGAGAUCGCUGCCACCUGAAGUUUGCUCCUUACAGCUAUUUCUCCAGAGACGUGGCCAGGAAGGUGACAGGUGUGGUGAUGGACAAGGAUGGCAAAGCCCACUACGUGCUGUCGGGCACCUGGGAUGAGAAAAUGGAGUUUUCACGGGUGAUGCAGAGCAGCCGAGGAGGAGAGAAUGGCACUGAGGGCAAACAAAAGACAGUCUAUCAAACUCUCAAAGCCAGAGAGGUUUGGAGGAGGAACCCUUUACCUGAGGGAGCAGAGACCAUGUACUACUUCACUGCCUUGGCGCUGACCCUAAACGAGUGUGAGGAUGGCGUGGCGCCCACCGAUAGCCGGCGCCGGCCCGACCAGCGCCUGAUGGAGGACGGCCGCUGGGACGAGGCCAAUUCCGAGAAGCAGCGGCUGGAGGAGAAGCAGCGCAGUGCCAGGCGGGAAAGAGAGAGGGAAGCCGCCAGCCAGCGCACCUCCAGCCAAUCAGAAGAAGCUGUCGAUGAGGACUCUCUUACUGAUCCAUCCUUAAAAAGCGCACCUCAUGACAACUACAACGCACUUUGGUUUGAGCGCUGUGAAGACCAGAUCACAGGUGAGCAAGUCCAUAUCUAUAAGGGAGGCUACUGGGAAGCUAAGGAGCGUAGCAGCUGGGAGGGCUGUCCAGACAUAUUUUGACCUCGGCAUUGACUGCAAAGCGUCCCGAAGAGACUGAUUCAUCGAAGCCGCCUGGUGGACAGCUACCAGCUUGUCCUUCCCGCUUGGACGGCUGCCUCCCUCCAGUCACUCUCUGUUCUAAGAGAUCUCCAGAGGGGGGAGCAGGGUGUUUUCCUCCGGCCUCCCUCGUCCUAAUUUGGUUCCUGUCCCCACCCCCUCAUUGUUGUCACACAUCUAAUAGGACUGGAGUGAAAUUUGUUGCUUUGACUCGAGUCAGACGGAGCGUUAGGGGGAGGAAAAUGGGCAGUGCUUCCAACUCAUUAGUACAUCGUUCUUUUAGUUUCUCUGCUCUAGUCUGUGCAGUCUCUCAUAAGGGAUGUCCCGAUCAACUUUUUUUUUUUUUUUUUUUUUUUGCGCCCCUGAUCAGAGUCAUUUGAUAUCGAGUAUCUGCCAAUACGGAGUCCCGAUGCGAUGAUGCAUUUACCUGGGUACCAUAGCUACACACUUUAAUGACUUUAAAGUCAUUAAAAUCAGUCCAGUGUAUAUGGUUGACAGUUAAUAUCAAGAAAAAAAUGUCUGCAUCUAAACAGUUCCUCAAGGGUUUUUUAUUUUAUUUUUUACAAAAUAAAGUAAACAAACUAAAAAUAUUUUUGUAUGGCUCUUAUCACAGUUCCACUCAGUGCAACAUUUGUUUGUUUUUUUAUAAAAUAACCAAGUAAACAAACUAAAAUGCCUUCAGAAGUUACUCUCAAUUCCACUUAGUGUAGCAUUGCAAUUAAAGUAUAGAACACUAUUAAUCAGGUAAUAAAAUCCCAAUGCCACUUCAAAGUAGUGUCAUAGCUUAACUUUUACAUUCCUCACAAAAAAAUAAAUUACAAUUCUGCUUGUAAAAACAUUAUAGUAAAACUAGUUCAAUUUUAAUUCCACCUGAAGUGGUGUAGCAGCUUAAUUUGAACAUUAAAAAAUGAGUUUUUACUGAUUGGAUGAAGCAUUACAAUAAAAUCUAAAUAUCUGCCACGAAACAUGCUCUCCGUUUACGACACCUAUGUGACAGCGGAAGUAAAAAUAGGAUCAGGUGGGACGCAUGCUCAAAAUUACUAAUCACGAUCAAUAAAAAAAAUUUGCGUAUGUCGGGCCUGGCACUGAUUCUGCGGAUCUGAUCGGGAUAUCCCUGGUCUCUCAGAUGAGGAGCAGAGGAGUUUUUGUGCUGAUAACACCCUGUGAGAUAAUGUAGUGUUCCUAUUGUCAUCCACAGCGUUGUGUGCUUUGGUAAUAACUCUUUAAAAAAAAAAAAGGGGGCUAAGACCUGGUUAAUAUAUACAUUUAUAUAUAAAUAUAAUUCAAAAAAUUUAAUUAAAAUGUCGACUGGUGGCCUUCAAGACGUUAGCGAGGAUUUCUUGUUUCUCUCUCUGAUUUAGUGUCUUAAUGUAAUGAAGUGAAGGUUCUUGUGUGCUUGUGUGUAUGACUGCAUAUCUGCUCUUCCAUCACUUUAAAACGCUGCCACUGUGCAGUUACUGUGUUAAAGAAAAACAACAAAAAAAAGACAUGAUUGUCUCAAAUACUGGUUGAACCUCCACACCGUCAUGUUUUCUAGUUAGAUUUUUUUUUUCUUUCCUUCACGAAGGUCUGACGAAAAAUUGUGAUGGUGAACAUUUUGAUGUGGCUAAACACCCUUUUUCUUCGCCUUAGAAAUGAGCAACCUGCUCUCACUUGUAUUCACAGCUGAGUGGGCGUGACACUGACAUUUGUAGCUGUUUUCUUGUACAGACAUGAAGAAGUUGUCGGGGAAAAGACAAACAGAGCUGCAAAAUGGAAAAAAAAGCUUAUUCCAGUGCUGUGGAAAUCUCACAUUUAGUGCAGUUUUAUUCAAUAACAAUUAAUGAAAUGACCCCUUUUCACAGUAGUGGAAUGAUUUCUUGCCAUUUUGCAGGUAAGUUGAAUUUUGAUAGUGCUGCAUGAUAAAAAAUGGUGCGGGAUGCGUGUUGAGUGGAACGCACACAAACGAGCGUAGAAAAAAAGUAAAUGCAGUGGUCAAAAUACACGUCACUCUUCAAUGUUUCCACUGAAAAGUUCAUACAUAUGCAAGUACAUUCUGACACCAAAAACAUGGGAUAUAAUAUGUGUGUGUGCGUGUGUGUGUGAAUUUCAUAAUUUUGUUUGUAAGUGUACUUAAAUGAAGAAUAAAGAAACAAAGAAUUUAAAGGCAUCGCAAAUAACUAUGAUUUUAUAAAUGUAUAGAAAUUCAUAUAGUAUUGAUAACUGUAAGGUAGUUUUUUUCUCGUAUUUUUGCCUCCUCUCAUAUUAUUGAAAGAGGAAUGUCUUCAUUUUCAGAAAAAAAGGGAGUUUCCGUACUUAACUGAAAGGGGAGACGUGACAUUGUUCAGUAUUUUGUAUUAACAAAAAAAAAAAAGAAUCUGUAAUAA
This is a messenger RNA of Plectropomus leopardus (leopard coralgrouper), 5075 nucleotides long. RefSeq names its product oxysterol-binding protein 1-like. Gene Ontology annotation, molecular function: sterol binding. The record is from RefSeq and is a predicted model, not a curated record. NCBI's taxonomy places the organism in Eukaryota, Metazoa, Chordata, Actinopteri, Perciformes, Serranidae. Gene Ontology annotation, cellular component: cytosol; plasma membrane; perinuclear endoplasmic reticulum.